UACAAUAUAAAAGCAGACGGAGCUGGAAGUCCGUCACUCAGAGGGACUUGGCUCUCCUUUUGAAGCCUGUGCAUCUUCAGCUUUCUUUUGCUCAGCCAGCGAACAAUCUUCAACACAGCCACGAUGAGGAAAGCCAUGUCAGUCUCAGGGCCGUCCAGCAGAAGGUCUGCAUCUUACACCUCUUUCAGCAGGACCAGCGGGUCUAACUAUGGCUUCGGCAGCCCUUCCGUCAUCUCAAAGUCAACAAGCUACAAUGUUGGUUCUGGCUUCGGCAGUGGCUUCGGCGCUUAUGGUUCAGGCGGACACCAAGCUAUCGUUUCACAAACAAUUACACCUGUCCAAUUCAAUAAGAGCAUUCUGGAUCCUUUGAACCUGGAGAUCGACCCCAGCAUCCAGGCCGUCCGCACCCAGGAGAAGGAGCAGAUCAAGUCCCUGAACAACCGCUUCGCCUCCUUCAUCGACAAGGUCCGUUUUCUGGAGCAGCAGAACAAGAUGCUGGAGACCAAAUGGAGCCUCCUGCAGGAACAGACCACCACCCGCUCAAACAUCGACUCCAUGUUUGAGGCCUACAUUGCCAACCUGCGCAGACAACUCGACGGGCUUGGCAAUGAGAAGAUGAAGCUGGAGGGAGAGCUGAGGAACCAGCAGAACCUGGUGGAGGACUUCAAGAAGAAGUAUGAGGAUGAAAUCAACAAUCGCGCAGCUGCUGAGAAUGACUUUGUGAUCUUGAAGAAGGAUGUCGAUGCUGCCUACAUGAACAAGGUGGAACUGGAGGCUAAAGUUGAUGCUCUACAGGAUGAGAUCAACUUCCUCAGGGCUGUGUAUGAAGCUGAGCUGCGUGAGCUGCAGGGUCAGAUUAAGGACACCUCUGUCAUCGUGGAGAUGGACAACAGCCGUGACCUUGACAUGGACUCUAUUGUGGCUGAAGUGCGUGCUCAGUAUGAGGACAUUGCCGCCCGCAGCAAGGCUGAGGCAGAAAGCUGGUACAAACAGAAGUUUGAUGAGAUGCAGAGCUCUGCAGGACAGUAUGACACAGACCUGCGCUCAACAAAGGCUGAGAUUGCUGACCUAAACCGCAUGAUCUCUCGGCUUCAGAACGAGAUCGAGGCAGUCAAGGCACAGAGGGCCAACCUUGAGGCUCAGAUCGCAGAGGCUGAGGAGCGCGGCGAGCUGGCGGUGAAGGACGCCAAGCUCCGCAUCAAAGACCUGGAGGACGCUCUCCAGAAAGCCAAGACAGAAAUGGCCCGCCAAGUGCGCGAAUACCAGGACCUGAUGAACAUCAAGCUCGCCCUGGACAUUGAGAUUGCCACUUACAGAAAACUGCUGGAGGGAGAGGAGAGCAGACUGAACAAUGGUGGCUCCAAAGCCAUCAUCCAUGUGCAGCAGUCCUCUGCAGGAGGUGGACUGUCCAGUGGAUUUGGUAUGGGUGGCAGCAGUGGAUUUGGUAUGAGUGGCAGCAGUGGAUUUGGUAUGAGUGGCAGCAGUGGUGGUUAUGGCAGUAGUGCCAUCACCAAGUCAACAGUCACAUCAACCAGUUCCAGGAGAUUUUAUUAAAGUCAGACAAAGGAGAGCCAUCCUUCUUUCCCUUCAGAAACUCUUGAAAUUAGGCUAAAUCUGUGCCCUUACAUGGUGCUAUGCAAUGCUGUCAAAAUGUUCAAAAUAAAGGCUGAACGAUUCAAAAAUAAUCACUUCCAAAAAUGGCAACUUUCUAUGUUUUGUUCAAGAGAGAGCAGAUGUUUUGUUGAAGGUUCAAGUCAAUUAACAUGACAAAUGUCCUUUCUUCUAUCUGCACUUACAUCCACAAAAAAAA
Nematolebias whitei (Rio pearlfish) is the source of this 1810-nucleotide messenger RNA. RefSeq names its product keratin, type II cytoskeletal 8. Bases 124 to 1554 code for a protein of 476 amino acids. The record is from RefSeq and is a predicted model, not a curated record. Gene Ontology annotation, biological process: keratinization; intermediate filament organization. The transcript has 9 exons. NCBI's taxonomy places the organism in Eukaryota, Metazoa, Chordata, Actinopteri, Cyprinodontiformes, Rivulidae. Gene Ontology annotation, molecular function: structural constituent of skin epidermis. Gene Ontology annotation, cellular component: keratin filament.